This is a messenger RNA of Tarenaya hassleriana, 1634 nucleotides long. RefSeq names its product F-box protein At1g10780-like. Lineage: Eukaryota; Viridiplantae; Streptophyta; Magnoliopsida; Brassicales; Cleomaceae. The transcript is spliced from 5 exons. The coding region runs from base 116 to 1375 and encodes 419 amino acids. The record is from RefSeq and is a predicted model, not a curated record.
CACAUCCUCUCUCUCUCUCUCUCUUUCUCUCUCUCUCUCUCUCUCUCAUACGCUCAGAUUCCUCAGUGAACUGAACAGAUCUGCUUCUCAUUUUCAUACGAAAUUCAUACAUUAAAUGGACUACCUUCCCGAUGCCCUCCUCCAAUACACUCUUUCCGGCAUCACCAAUGCUAGAGAUAUUGCUAUGUGCAACUGCGUCUCCAAACGGUGGAAAGAGUCGACAGAGUACGUCAAGACGAUAUACUUUCCCCGAAAUUCUUUCGAUAACAUCUCUGGGAGUGAUGAAGAUCCCGACGCCAUUGUCUUGAAGAUGAUUUUGUCUUUUGCUCGUCUCGAGGGGCUCGUGGUCUAUAGCUCUUUCACCAGCAAAGGUCUUGAAUCUUGGUUGAAGCAUGUGGGUUUGUCCCUUAGGCAUCUCGAGCUGAGGAUGGAUAAUCUCGCAAGCUUCCAAGCCAUGGAGGGCCCCUCCAAGCUUGAUUGCAUCGGCGUGGCGAAGGGUUUGGAGAUUUUGAAGCUUUGGGGUGUUUUAAUGGUUAACCCUCCAAAGUGGGACAUGUUUCCGAGCCUUCAUUGCCUCGAAAUAGUAGGAGCGAGAGUGGAAGACGCAGCCUUAUCUAAUGCACUAGGAGCAUGCCCGAACUUGAGGAACUUGCUUCUGCUCGGUUGUGAAGGAGUUAAGUCCAUUUCGAUUGAAUUACCCUUCCUGGAACAGUGUAAGCUUGAUUUCUACGGAUCGGGUAGCAGUUCCCUCUCUCUCACGUGCCCGAGACUCGAGUCCCUUGAGGUUCAAGGCUGUAGCUGGAUCAGGGUCCCCGAAACAAGGUCCUUAAAGAACCUCUCGAUUUCCAAUUCUGCCGGAAGAGUUUACAUGGUAGAUUUCGGGAACCUCUCAGCUCUUGAAGUCUUGUCAAUUCGAGGAGUGCAAUGGUGUUGGGAUGCGAUAUGCAAAAUGCUUGAGCAGGCAAGAGAAGUGAAGCAUCUCUACAUGAAGGUCGAAUUCACGGGUGACUACGAGGCCUUCCAGCCGUUUCCCGAGGUGGAUUUCGUCGAGUUCUUCAACAGCCAUCCCAAUUUGCGGAAGUUCGACAUCCACGGAGCGAUGUUCGCCGCACUUUGCCAGAAAAACAGCCUGAAAACCCUCGAGGCGGGGUUCGCGAUACCGUGUCUGGAGGAAGUCGUUAUAACGGUGAGGUCGCCGCUGAACGCGGAGCAGAAGAUGAAUACGCUGGAAUGGCUGGUGAGAUACGGGAGAUCGCUCAAAGUGAUGGUGAUAAGGAUCCUCCAGAUGAAGAGCAACCACAGCAGCGCGGAUGAUUUCUUCGAUGAGAUCUGCAGGUUCAAGUGCAUGAACCGAAACAUAGUUCGGAUCGAAUGAAGAGAAGAAGGGUGAUCCUCUAAUCUAAUCUCCUCGCUGAUUCUCGUUUCGCAUUCUCUGGCAGCUUGAGGAUUGUCACUUGAAACUUUUGAGCUCUUUUUAGAUUUUAACUGUUGUUUAUGUGACGCUGAUUUUUCCAUAAAGGUUUAAACUUACGCUCUGUUCGAGGGGCGGACAUUUUGGUAUUCCGCUUGGGUUCGAGCUGGGAAUGGUUCGGUUCGGUUUUACAACCGUACGUUAUCAAUCGGUUAUUAUAUUA